Molecule: messenger RNA, 717 nt
Organism: Pseudovirgaria hyperparasitica
Lineage: Eukaryota; Fungi; Ascomycota; Dothideomycetes; Acrospermales; Acrospermaceae
Exons: 3
Coding region: 1-717 (238 amino acids)
Cellular component (GO): plasma membrane
Molecular function (GO): acetate transmembrane transporter activity
Source: RefSeq, a predicted model, not a curated record
AUGCAGUGGCGGGCGGAAAAGCCAACGAAGGUGCAGAGUGAUCUCGAGCAUCAGGCACCGAAAAACAAUCAUGCACCGGCAGAAGGUGGUCCACGGCCGCUUGGUUCAGGUACUUCACUCGCAAUCGGCGGCUUUGCCACGACUCUCACAACCCUUUCUCUCUCCCUCAUGGAAUGGCGUGGUGUAACAACCACAAACGUCUAUAUCGGUAACUUCUUCUUCGUUGCCGCCCUCGGUCUCCUCAUUACCGCGCAAUGGGAGAUGGCCUUUGCGCGGAACGGCCUUGCAUAUUCUAUAUUCAGCGCAUUCGGCUUGUUCUACGGCGGCUACGGCGCCAUCAUCACACCUUCCUUCGGCGUGCAAGAAGCGUAUGGCGGAGACAUGCGCGAGUACAACAAUGCGCUUGGAUUCUUUGUGAUCCUAUGGACGGUAUUUGUGUUAAUGUUCUUGAUCGCAGUGCUGCCAACGAACUUGGUGUACAUUUUGAUUUUUGUGUUUGUCGAGUUGGCCUUCUUGUUCAUUGCUGUGAGCUACUUUGCAGCAGCGGAUGGGUAUGCUGAGGCAAGUACGGCAACGAAAAAGGUAGGCGGGGUGAUGGCGUUUUUGGCUGGGUUGGUUGGGUGGUACUUGACUCUGCAUUUGUUGAUCAAUGAUACGAUCAUCGAGCUUCCGUUAGGCGAUACCUCGAGAUACUUUGCGAAGUCACGAAAAGCGUAG